ACUGCAUGCACCUUGCCCUGCCUGGAUUUCUAACGUGAGCUUCCUGUUUAGCCUGAGAUGUUGAGAGGGUUGGAGACCGGGCCAUGGCAACCUGAAGCCUUUCCAUCCUUCCCCUGGCUGUUCUCGCUCAGGCCAGAGGCUCUCUGUUCAAACAUUCUUUUGGAGCAGAACAAUCUUCCAAGCAACUUCCAAGCAAUGAGAAGAGGACAAAGAUACUCAGAGAGAAAAAGUAAAGGAUCGAAGAAGGAGACUGGAGAGACCAGGAUCCUUCCAGCUGAACAAAGUCAGCCGCAAAGCAGACUAGCCAGCCGGCUACAAUUGGAGUCAGAGUCCCAAAGACAUGGGCUUGUUAGAGUGCUGUGCAAGAUGUCUCGUAGGGGCCCCCUUUGCUUCCCUGGUGGCCACUGGAUUGUGUUUCUUUGGGGUGGCACUGUUCUGUGGCUGUGGACAUGAAGCACUCACUGGCACAGAAAAGCUAAUUGAGACCUAUUUCUCCAAAAACUACCAGGACUAUGAGUAUCUCAUCAAUGUGAUCCAUGCCUUCCAGUAUGUCAUCUAUGGAACUGCCUCUUUCUUCUUCCUUUAUGGGGCCCUCCUGCUGGCUGAGGGCUUCUACACCACCGGCGCAGUCAGGCAGAUCUUUGGCGACUACAAGACCACCAUCUGCGGCAAGGGCCUGAGCGCAACGGUAACAGGGGGCCAGAAGGGGAGGGGUUCCAGAGGCCAACAUCAAGCUCAUUCUUUGGAGCGGGUGUGUCAUUGUUUGGGAAAAUGGCUAGGACAUCCCGACAAGUUUGUGGGCAUCACCUAUGCCCUGACCAUUGUGUGGCUCCUGGUGUUUGCCUGCUCUGCUGUGCCUGUGUACAUUUACUUCAACACCUGGACCACCUGCCAGUCUAUUGCCUUCCCCAGCAAGACCUCUGCCAGUAUAGGCAGUCUCUGUGCUGAUGCCAGAAUGUAUGGUGUUCUCCCAUGGAAUGCUUUCCCUGGCAAGGUGUGUGGCUCCAACCUUCUGUCCAUCUGCAAAACAGCUGAGUUCCAAAUGACCUUCCACCUGUUUAUUGCUGCGUUUGUGGGGGCUGCAGCCACACUGGUUUCCCUGCUCACUUUCAUGAUCGCUGCCACUUACAACUUUGCCGUCCUCAAACUCAUGGGCCGAGGCACCAAGUUCUGAUCUCCUGUAGAAACUUCCCUUUCUCUAAUAGCGAGGCUCUAACCACACAGCCUACGAUGCUGCGUCUCCCAUGUUAACUCUUUGCCUUUGCCACUGACUGGCCCUCUUCUUACUUGAUGAGUGUAACAAGAAAGGAGAGUCUUGUGGUGAUUAAUGUCUCUCUGUGGACUCUCCCCUCUUACAUACCUCUUUUAGUCAUUUUGCUUCACAGCUGGUUCCUGCUAGAAAUGGGAAAUGCUUAAGAUGGUGACUCCUCAACUGCAAGUCACAAAGAAAUGGAGGCUCAAAUUCAAUUGUCAAGCAUCUCCUGAGGACCAGGAAGUGUUUUCUUCUCAAAAGGCACUUCCGCUGAUGGAAACAAAGUGGAAAGAAAAAUGCUCAGGUAGAGAGAAGGGAUGUACCUGGUCCCCUCACCAUCUAUAGGGUAGGGGCCAAAUAUAUUCUCCUUGGUGUACAAAACAGAGAACUUACUCCUGUCUCCCUAUUACCACUGAAGAUAGAAGAAAAAAAAAGAAUGCCAGCAAUACAAUAAGAGCAUUUGCCCAAAUCUACCUAUUGCAGCUGGGAGAAGGGGGUCAAAGCAAGGAUCUUUCACCCAUAGAAAGAGAGCACUGACCCCAAUGGCAAUGGACUAUUUAAGCCCUAACUCAGCCAACCUUACUUACAGCAUAAGGGAGCGUAGUAUCUGUGUAGACAAAGGGGGCACCUGGCCUUACACCUCGUUAGAGAAGAGAAACAGGGUGUUGUCAGCAUCUUCUCACUCCCUUCUCCUGAUAACAGCUACCAUGACAACCCUGUGGUUUCCUAGGAGCUGAGACUAGAGAGAAACUAGCUCAUACAAAAAAAGACUGGCCUAAAGAACAGCAGUCGCUAGUGGCUAAUGGUGUAAACUGAGCCAGCCCUCUGGUAAACACAGGAUAGAUAACUCUUUGGAUAGCAUGUCUUUUUUCUGUUAAUUAGUUGUAUACUCUGGCCUCUGUCAUAUCUUCACAAUGGUGCUCUUUUCAUGGGGUGUUAUCCAUUCAGUCAUAGUAGGUGUUAUGAAGAUCUUGAUUUGUUUCAGAAUGAUGCGCAUUUCACAUUUUCCAGUUUAUCACUUGUUUGGGGUUGUGCCAGAAAGGUCUGGAGAAUGAUUUUUUGAUUAUGAUUCUUUAGCAAAUGAAAAUUGGACAUUUCACAUCACAAAUGAUAUUUAAAAUUGGCUAGUUCCAUGCAUCUAUUGGGAUUUUCUACAAAUUAUUCUGCCCUUUGCAGAAACAGAUCUGGUGAAUUUGAACCUCAAUUUGAAUAAACUAUUUGACCGUUUUUUCUAGCUGGUGGGAGAUGAUUUGAUUCAGCAAUAUUGCUUUGGCGAGUUAAAGAGUCAGGUUUAAUGUACAGUUUAUUCUCUGCUUUUAUAGACCACAUAACCAAUGCACCAGCCGUCAGCUAUUCAGUUGGUAAGCUUCCACGGAAAAGGAAAGGUGGAAAGAGUUUGAUACCUGAGUAGCUCCCAGGUUUUAGUCUUCUCUUUCUGAGUUUGUUAACUUUGGGUUAAAAAAAUAAAAGGCUGGUUGGUCUUUAUUGAAGAAAGGAUUCUACGGGUAUGGCUGUAGGUGGCUCUUGUGUUGUAAAGAGGUGUUUUGUAUUGUCCCCCAAAGAGGUUUCAGCAAUGUUUAAGAAGACGUAAGAGCUUUAACAAAGACAUGAUAUUUGUUUUCAGACCAGUAUACAAGAUAAGCUUCCAGGCUGCAUAGAGGGAGCAGAUGGAAAAGGUUCUAUAAGAAACCAAUCAAGAUCACGGAAAGUGAAGUAAUCCAUACUUCGUGUUUUGUUUUGAUUUAAUAACAUAACAAAUAACCAAUCCUUCCCUGAACCGCCCUCGCAUACACACACAUGUACACACAGAGUUAAUCAACUGCAAGUGUUUCCUUCAUUUCUGAUGUAGAAUUUCAAUUUUAACACACAUAAAGGACAAACUUUUAGAAGCUUAUCUUACAAAAUGUAUUUUAUAAAAUUAAAGAAAAUAAAAUUAAGAAUGUUCUC
Molecule: messenger RNA, 3199 nt
Organism: Equus quagga
Lineage: Eukaryota; Metazoa; Chordata; Mammalia; Perissodactyla; Equidae
Gene: PLP1
Product: proteolipid protein 1
Exons: 8
Coding region: 341-1174 (277 amino acids)
Biological process (GO): axon development; central nervous system myelination
Cellular component (GO): myelin sheath; plasma membrane
Molecular function (GO): structural constituent of myelin sheath
Source: RefSeq, a predicted model, not a curated record